CCUCCCGACAUGACUUGAAAAUUCAGUGGCUCUCGUGAGAAUUAAUUCAUUCAUUGUGAAGCGAUCGGAGUACAGUUUCUAAAUUUUAGAUACAAACACCGGAUGACACUAUAAUUUUCCUACUUAAGGAAUUUUCACUGGAACUAAAUUCAUCUCUUCGCCAAUCUACUCCACAGCCGAUCAGACAACCAGGUGUAAAAUUUGUAGUGCCAUUACGUUACCUUUUAAUUCAUUCGCGAUGACAAGGAUAUCAACUAAGGUAUUUGCAGUUUUUGGUAUAAUUGUAGCAAUAUUUUUGUUUCAAUAUGCAACAUCAGUAUUUCAAAGCACUCUGUUCUCAAGCCCAAGUUCGAUACAACCCAGGGAUAAUCUAUCUUCAACUGAGAAAGCCUUUUCUUCUAUUCAAAGUAACCUUUCAAUAAACACUGCAAAACUUACCAAUGACAUCACAGUAUUGACUGCAUAUUUCAAUAUCGGAGCCUUUGCAAAGGGAUCUUUGGGGAAUAUAUUUACACCUAGUAAGUAUUACGAAUGGAUGUCUGCAUAUGGUAAGAUGCUCAAUAAUCUAGUUGUUUAUACAGAUGAUGAACGUACAUACAAAACUUUUCAGAAGUUAAGGGGGAAUGCUUUCAAAGAACAAACCAAGUUAUUUUUUAUAAACAAGACGGAAUUGUUAUCAUUUCAGAUAGAAAAAAAUAUUUCUGAUAUAUUUAAACAACCUGGUUACCCAAAGCAUCUUCCCAAUACUGUUGUUCCUGAGUACUCUUGUGCCAUGCAUGCGAAAUAUGAAUUGCUUAACCGAAUCAUAAGAAAGAACUUUUUUCACACUAAAUACUUUAUGUGGUCAGAUGCUGGAUUAUUCCGGACACCCCAAAAUUCUUUAUUUAAAUUGGCAUUACCUAAAAAUUUUGAUGAUACAAAAGUUGCUCUCAGCCGAGUGUUUGAUUUUAAUGAGAACUCAACAUAUAAAGACAUUAUUUAUAAUAAUAAUGUGUGGCUUGCAGGUGGCUGCAGUCUUGGUAAAUAUGAUGUUUUGUACAAAUUUACUCAAGAAUAUUUCAAUUUUCUUCAUAAAUCUUUAUCCAUGAAACUAGUAAGUACGGAUCAGCAAAUUAUAUAUGGGAUGUAUGUGGACAAACAAAAGCCUGUGACAUAUCUCCAACUUUAUGAAUCAGGUUGGUAUGCAUUAAGCAAUGCAUGUUAUGAAGCAGGAAAGGCACUAAUUUGAUUAAUUAGUAUCUUCCCUGCUUCAAAAAUAUGAAUGUUGUAAAACAAUGGACAAAAGAAUGUUUGGAAUCAUCACUUUAUUGAGAAGCAUUUCACCUUAUUAUGAUAACAUAAAUAUUUUUCCUUAACUUUCCUUUCUUGCAUUCAUUUUGUUUCGUAUUUAACUACACACACACAACAAACACACAUGUAUAUAGACAUACACGCAUACAUAUCUUUCUUCCAACUAACAUGGAAUGUAUACGUAUAAUAGCAUAUAUAUAUAUAUGUAUAUAUAUAUAUAUAUGUAUAAAAGAUAAUAAGAGUGAAAAAACUACAGAAGGCUUGUGUUACUUGGUUAAAGUAUAUAUUUAAAUUA
Molecule: messenger RNA, 1585 nt
Organism: Octopus bimaculoides (California two-spot octopus)
Lineage: Eukaryota; Metazoa; Mollusca; Cephalopoda; Octopoda; Octopodidae
Source: RefSeq, a predicted model, not a curated record